CAGAUCGAAUUUAAUCAGUAUCAUUAUCAGUUAACCAUGAAGAUAAUCGGAUUGCUAGUCACAGUAUUUGCAGGAUUUGCCUAUGCUAGCUGCAAUAGCUAUGGAUCGGCUAAGAUUUCCUCACCACCGUGUCCACAGAGCUAUUUGUUUAGCUGCCAGCCAAAUCUAAGUCCCGCUCCCUGUGCCCAGGCCCCAGCAGCCUACCCCUCCUCAUAUGGUUCAGCUGGUGCCUACACCGAGCAGGUGCCCACUUAUAUUGGAUUUGCACCACAGCAGCAUUAUCAACAACAGCGUUAUGCUCAGGAUUUAAUUGAGCAGCUUCGUGGUCUUCAUGAAUUUCCGGGUUAUGAGUAAUCAAAACCUAAAGCCAGCGACGACUAUGACCCAAUAAAUAUAUAUUUCAAUUUACAAAAUAGUUAGACUUAUGAGUUUUUGAUUAAAAUAAUCCAACUGACUCACAUUCA
This is a messenger RNA of Drosophila willistoni, 464 nucleotides long. RefSeq names its product vitelline membrane protein Vm32E (gene Vm32E). The coding region runs from base 37 to 354 and encodes 105 amino acids. Lineage: Eukaryota; Metazoa; Arthropoda; Insecta; Diptera; Drosophilidae. The transcript has a single exon. The record is from RefSeq and is a predicted model, not a curated record.